Oryzias latipes (Japanese medaka) is the source of this 2745-nucleotide messenger RNA. It is a transcript of the gene slc26a2, whose product is annotated as solute carrier family 26 member 2. Gene Ontology annotation, molecular function: secondary active sulfate transmembrane transporter activity. The record is from RefSeq and is a predicted model, not a curated record. Gene Ontology annotation, biological process: sulfate transmembrane transport. NCBI's taxonomy places the organism in Eukaryota, Metazoa, Chordata, Actinopteri, Beloniformes, Adrianichthyidae. Gene Ontology annotation, cellular component: membrane.
GCGGAGCUAAAAUGAACGUGAGGCGGAAUAAGAGCGAAGCAUCAAAGCAGAGAAGCUCCGUAAAACCGUCCCAACUGCCGCCGGUUCCCCGCGCAGUGUGUCAAUGUUUGAGAGGAGUUGAGGCUUCAAAAAUGUGACCAAUACCAGUAAAGACAGGCUCGAUGUCUUUGUCUCAUCUGCACACCAGCGCAGACUCGACGGUCCAGCCAUGCUGCAGGAGGAUGGCUGCUGCACAGCGGAGCCGGACAGAACCGAGGCCCGUCUGCGGGAGCCCCUCAUUCUGGAGAGGGCUGAAGGAGAACCGCAGACAAAAUGGCACGUGGCGGUGUCGCAGCGGCUGAAGAAACACUGUUCCUGCACCCCACAAAAGGCCAAAUCCAAAAUCUUGGGCUUUGUCCCGAUCCUGCAGUGGCUGCCACGUUACCAGCUCAGGGACUGGAUUCUGGGGGAUGUCAUGUCAGGGGUCAUUGUAGGAAUCCUGCUGGUCCCACAGUCCAUCGCUUACUCCCUGUUGGCCAGUCAGGACCCCAUAUAUGGACUCUACACGUCUUUCUUCUCGUCCAUCAUUUACACCCUCCUGGGGUCCUCCAGACAUAUCUCCGUGGGCAUUUUUGGAGUUCUCUGCCUGCUUGUGGGGCAGGUUGUGGACAGAGAAUUGGCUUUGGCAGGAUAUCUGACAGAGGGCGGGGUCAGCGGCGACAACGCCACCGUCUUCCUGUCUGGCUGGGGGAACAACAGCGACGGACAAAUAUGUGACAGGAGCUGCUAUGCCAUCACAGUGGGAGCUACUGUCACAUUCACUGCUGGGAUUUAUCAGGUGUUGAUGGGCCUUUUGCAGAUCGGGUUCGUCUCGGUCUACCUCUCGGAUUCCCUUCUCAGUGGCUUUGCCACGGGAGCCUCCCUGACUAUCCUCACCUCGCAGCUCAAGUACCUCCUGGGCCUGAAGAUCCCAAGGCCUCAGGGCUGGUUCGCUCUGUUUAAGACCUGGUACGGUCUGCUCACCAACAUCGGAAAAACCAACAUCUGUGACCUCAUCACCAGUCUGCUGUGUUUGGCAGUGCUAAUCCCUGCAAAGGAGCUCAAUGACCGCUUCAAAGCCAAGCUAAAGGCUCCCAUCCCCUUUGAACUCUUUGUGGUCAUAAUCGCUACUCUGGCCUCUCACUUUGGCCACUUCAAUGCUGAAUAUGGGUCAGGGGUGGCUGGUGCAAUCCCCACUGGCUUCCUCCCUCCCCAAAUGCCAUCCUGGUCACUCAUCCCCAGCGUGGCGGUAGACGCCUUCUCCAUUGCCAUUGUGGGCUUCGCCAUCACCGUCUCUCUGUCAGAGAUGUUUGCCAAGAAGCACGGCUACAAGGUGGACGCCAACCAGGAGAUGUACGCCAUCGGCUUCUGCAACAUCCUGCCCUCCUUUUUCCGCUGCUUCACCACCAGCGCUGCUCUGACAAAGACUCUCGUCAAAGAAUCCACGGGGUGCCAGACUCAGAUUUCUGGGCUGGUCACUGCUCUCGUUCUGCUGCUGGUGCUUCUGGUCAUUGCUCCUCUCUUUUUUUCCCUGCAGAAGUGUGUUUUAGCCGUCAUCAUCGUGGUGAAUCUACGUGGCGCUCUACGAAAGUUCCUCGAUGUUCCCAGGAUGUGGCGUGUCAACCGAGUGGACGCCUCCGUCUGGCUCAUAACCAUGGGAACGUCGGCGCUGGUCAACACUGAGCUCGGCCUCCUGGUGGGGGUUUUGGCUUCGGCCUUCUUUGUCCUGGGGAGAACCCAGCGAGCUCAGAUCCUGGAGUUGGGCCGGGCUGAUACCAGGGAGCAUUAUGAAGACGCGUCGUCUUACCGGGGUCUCCAGGUGCACCCCAAAGUGGCUGUUUUCAGGUAUGCAGCGCCGAUCUACUACGCCAACCAGAGCUUGUUCAAAAAAUGCCUGUAUAAGCGCAUCGGGCUGGAUCCAGUGAAGGAGAAGGCUCGCCGUGUCAAGUUCAGCAAGAGCAAGCACCAGGAAGAGAACGGAGGGAAAUCAAACAUGAAGCCAGAGGAGAACCGUCCUGAGGCAGUGACCUUAAUGCUUGACCAGGAGUCGUCCAGAAAACUUCACAGUUUAGUGAUUGACUGCAGUGGCGUCUUGUUUUUGGACACCGCCGGGGUCAAUGCUCUGAAGGAGGUCCUCAAAGAUUACGGCGAGGUUGGAAUCAAAGUGGUGCUGGUCCAGUGUAAUCCCUCCGUCCUGGACUCCCUGGAAAGAGGAGGUUACUUCAGCAGUAAAAACGACGGUGAUGUUGGAAAAAACAACAUGAUUUUCUUCACCAUCAGUGACGGGGUACAAUACGCUCAAAGCCUCGCCACUGCUAAUGGGGAUUUUGGUAGCCAAGGCUAAGUUCCACAUCCAUUCACAUCCAUGUUUACUGCUCAGGUCUCACAUACUGCCAAAGAUCUCACUGAUUGUGCCUUAAUGAGUUUGUGGUGGAAGUUGAAGCCCUUGCAUAUGUUACAGUUCACUGCAGUUUGAGUCUGCGGGACAGAAAAGCACUUAGUGUUCCAGGAGAAACUUUACUCUGUAGACCAGGUCUGCAUUUAAGCUUUAAAAGAGUGAAUGAUGGGAACUGUUAUUAAAGCUGCUACAGUAAGACAUAAAGGGGAUAUUUUUACAGAGUUUUGUCUAAACUUUAACCAGCAAAGAAAAGCUUUUUCAGAAAAUCCCCUGAAUAUGUUUUAGUUUCAAUUGGACUUAACCCUUGUGCUAUCUUAGAUGACCCCCCC